This is a messenger RNA of Phytophthora nicotianae INRA-310, 333 nucleotides long. RefSeq lists its product as hypothetical. The coding region runs from base 1 to 333 and encodes 110 amino acids. The record is from RefSeq and is a predicted model, not a curated record. Lineage: Eukaryota; Oomycota; Peronosporomycetes; Peronosporales; Peronosporaceae. The transcript has a single exon.
AUGGAGACUGGAUUGACGAUCCCCACGCCUCCACGAGCUCAAGCGACGGCGAGAACACUGCAGAAGGGACACGACUGUGAGCGCCAGGUCUCGCUGCUAACAGCACUAGGAACCGCCGCUGUUGUUGCUGACAAGCAAACGAAGGCUCCUAAACGCUUUCACUACUACAUACCGUUCGUUGGUGCUGUCUGUAAGUACGCAUUCGAGAAUGCAUACGAGAUAAGCCACCGCACGCUGCAUCUCUAUCGCAAGCGCAUGCAAGACGGAUGGAUAUCGGCAAACAGCAUGGCAACGCAGUCAAUACGAAUGAGGCUGCAAUUAACGAGGCCUUAG